AUGACUUCCGAAGUUUUUUUUUUAUUAAUUUCAGCCACAGUGCCAGCCCUCACGUCAGUGUUGAAAGAAGAAAUUAACUAUUGCAGCCCCGACGAGUUCUCCUGCGGCGACGGCUCGUGCGUGAGCUUCAGCGCGUUUUGCGACGGCAAGCGCGACUGCUUCAACGGAGCUGACGAAGCCUGUACUAUUGGAGAAAAUGCGCUGAGUACUGACACAGUCCUGAAUCGAUCAAGAAGACAGCUCUCUAAUUGUCGGAUUAGUCAAUGGCAGUGCAAAGACGGGUCGUGUAUAAAUUUCGACGGUAAAUGCGACGGUAUCGUGGACUGCCCCGACGCGAGCGAUGAGACGCACGCCCUCUGCAGGGAGCGACAAUGUCAGUACAACUGGUUCCGCUGCACGUACGGCGCGUGCGUGGACGGCACCGCGCCCUGCAACGGCGUGCAGGACUGCGCCGACAACUCCGACGAGCUUCUGCCGCGCUGCAGGAACGAGACCGAGGAGAUCAGGGGUCAGUUCAAAUGUCUCGACGGGCGUUUCAUAGCAGCAUACAAACAUUGCGACGGUGUGGCGGACUGUGCAGACGGGUCCGAUGAGACCCUCAGAUCCUGCGCGGGGAAGACCUGCCUGUCCUAUUUGUUCCAGUGCGCGUACGGAGCGUGCGUGGACAAAGACUCUGACUGCAAUGGCAUUCGCGAAUGCGUUGAUGGCUCCGACGAAGCGGAUGACCUUUGCGCUGACAGAAAUACAAGCGUCCAACCGGUUAAGGAAGGCGCAUGCGUGCUACCAGAGUACCCCGAGCACGGCGGAUACGUAGUUUCCGGUAUGAAGAACGCGAAACCAGGAAUGAGCUUUGAGUUUGUAUCGCUGAACUACACCUGCAACAAGGGCUACGGGAUCCUGGGCAGGAAUGACGUCACUUGCACCAACGGCUGGUGGAAUUUCACUCCACUACCGAAAUGUACACGUUUCUGCCAUCUGAAGGAACACGUGAGCGUGGAAUACAAAUGCGUACUCUCAGGAAGCAGUCAAGGGUUCAGAACCUGCAACGAAUACGAACCGGAUGGCACCCUGGUGCAGCCGGAGUGUCGCAAGCCCAACUACUACUCCGAGACCACAUUUCGCUACAUGAGUUGUAUUGGGGCCGUUGGAGCCUGGAAUUACGUCGCCAAGUGCAUACCAGAGUGUGGCACCGUGACACCAAAUGGCACAGAGUUGGUGCUUGGCGGGGAGAGAGCUCAGUUCGGCGAGCUGCCCUGGCAAGCUGGCAUCUACACGAAGAACACGAGACCGUACAUGCAGAUCUGCGGUGGGGCACUCAUCAGCAGCACCGUCGUCUUAUCAGCGGCUCACUGUUUCUGGGUGAACGAUGCAGUAACACCUAAAGAGGAGUACGCCGUAGCUCUUGGCAAGCUUUACAGACCCUGGCAACCAAAAAUGGUUGUUGAGAAGGACCAGAAAUCGGAAAUAAGGGACAUACAUAUAUCACCAUAUUUUUUAGGUAGAACUAAUAACUACCAAAACGACAUAGCCGUUGUUAUUCUAGAAACUACGAUCGUCUACAAACCCCACAUCCGGCCAGUAUGUUUGAAUUUUGACAUCCAAUUCGAAAAGGAGCAACUUUACGUUGGUAGUUUGGGAAAGGUCGCGGGAUGGGGUAUCAAAGACGAGGCCGGAAAUCCAUCACAAGUGCUGAAAGUGGUGAAGUUACCUUACGUUGAUGUGUUGCAAUGCAUCAGCCAAUCGCCACAAGCCUUCCGACCUUACAUCACAGGCGACAAAAUUUGCGCAGGAUUCGCUAAUGGCACUGGUCUAUGCAAGGGUGACAGUGGCGGCGGCCUGUCUUUCCCCGCUGUUAACAGAUUGACAGAGCGGUACUAUCUCAGGGGCAUUGUGUCUACCGCACACACCUCCAACGAAGCUUGCAACGCCUUCGCACUGACCACAUUCACAAAUAUAUUGUCUCACGAACAUUUUAUAAAAAGAUUUUGGACCGACGAGUAUUAAAUAAGUACAUUAGAAUGAUUCAGGUAACUGCGUAUUGCGAGUAAAAUAAAUGAUUGACUAUUUAUUGUGAUGGGGAAUAUAAAAAUAGGUAUGUACUUACAUAUUACUUCUGAAAACUAUAAAUAAUCAAAAUAUAAAAUGCUCGCUACAUCAGUAAAACAAUUUCUAUAUAAAUAAGUAAUCCAAAUUUUACAUACAUGAUCGUCUCGGUGCGUAGGUAGUGUUUAUUUGUCUAUUUCUGAACCCAAGCAACGUGCCAUAGUUCUUGUCGUCAAUAUAUUUAUUGUCAUUUGUUUCAUGUUAAGCACAGAGCAUUGUUUUAAAAAUUCUAGAUGGCCAUGGCACUUACCUGGUCCUGUCCGACUACUUAUAUACCGCCAUUUUCAAUAAUGAUUUCAAUCAUUAUUUUCGAUCUAGCUCGAAAAUGGACGAUUAAGAACAAAGUUCUAUUUGACAUGCAUACAAAUAGGUUAUUUUGAUUGGUUCAUUUUCGGAAUCAGAUUGAAGGUUGUGAUUGAGUUCUUUUGAAAACAGUUGUCAGUUAUGUUCUCCCAAGAAUGCCAAUAUCUGUUUAAUACUAGAAGACAUCCUUUGAAUAAGAAAUAUUAUGUGUGAAUAUUAUUAUGUACACCUGAAUUUAUUUUUAGGCUGUAUAUCGACUGAACAAAAUUGAAUUAUCUAUUUUUAUGUUUUGUGAUCAAAGUAAAGGGAUAUUUUGAAUGUUGAAAAAUCGCGUACAUAAUGCGUGAGUGAUGUCUUACAUACAAUUAUAAAUAUUGACAGUCAAAUCGUGGUUAAAAAUAAUUUAUAUGAUAGGAAAAUAAUAACAACCUUAAUCCAUUUAGAGCCUCAAUUAGACUGAGCAAUAUUGUUGCGGCAAGUAUUUUGAGGCGAGUUGCGGGCAGGAAGUGCCUUACUAUUGUGUUCAAACGCAACUCUUUUAUGUCUGCAAGAAUCACACGUGCACGGUGACAAAUUGCUCCGUCUAUUAACACUUGAGCAAAGUUUACUAAAUCAUUUUCCGUAGGAAUUAUUUAACAUUAUUUAAGAUGUUAAUGUUAUUGGAAAACAAUGAUUUAACUAUAUUAUUUGCUCAAUUAGUUAUAGUUGUUUUUAUUAAUAUUCAUAGAGCAUUUUUAUAUUAAUUCCAUUUUAAGCAAAGUUUAGAUUACUUGUCAAGAAAACUUGCAGAAGUUAACUUCCACAAGUAAUUUUCAUCGAAGCUGAAUUAUGCAAAUGUUGAAGUUUCGACUUGCAGAAAGUCGCAUGUGUAGAGAAAUCUUGAAAUAUAGCUGUUUACUAAAUCAUUUUCCGUAGGAAUUAUUUAACAUUAUUUAAGAUGUUAAUGUUAUUGGAAAACAAUGAUUUAACUAUAUUAUUUGCUCAAUUAGUUAUAGUUGUUUUUAUUAAUAUUCAUAGAGCAUUUAUAUUAAUCCCAUUUUAAGCAAAGUUUAGAUUACUUGUCAAGAAAACUUGCAGAAGUUAACUUCCACAAGCAAUUUUCAUCGAAGCUGAAUUAUGCAAAUGUUGAAGUUUCGACUUGCAGAAAGUCGCAUGUAUAUAGAACUUGAAAAAUUGCUGUUAGGAUAAACGUAUAUGGAAGUUCUUGCGCAAUGUAUUCAUUGGCGGAGCUCGGAAUAGGGGACCGGCCUAUGCUUGAUUUUGUACAUUAUUCUACAUGUAAUGAGUAAUAACACGAAAAAGAAGCACUCCUGCGAAAACUGCAUAAAAAAUGGUUAAAAAAUAACCGAGUAAUUCAUAUUUAAAAUAUUGUAAUGUGCAGAAGUGGGCGCGAUGUGGGGAUAUCGCUUCAGCACUUUCUUUCACACGCGUCGUAAUUCCCGAUGACGUCACGUGUGGGUAUUUCGUCUCUUUUCUGUUUCUUCUUAAUUACCCCUUCUUCCGAAAUUCAAAGACUUAUAACUUGUAAAUUUUUUACCGGAUUUUAAGUAAUUCCUUUUGUGUUAUAAUUUAUAUUAUGUAAAUAUUUGAUAAUAGUAAAGAACAAAAAUGAGUCCGGUACCCUAUUGUCUAAGAAGGGAAGGGCGGCUGGUGGGCGCAAAAAAGAUCUCGCCGAAUUCAAAACGGCUUUUUCUAGUCGGGGCAUAGACGUUUAGAUGCAGUGUACAGACCAACCUUAACUGAGUAAACAAAAAUAGCGAAACUAUUUUACUCCCAUGAAUAUACACCGUGAUUUUAUAUUCGAUUUGAAACCGAAAAUGUUAAAUUCUGUAUUUAUUUAUUUAUUUAUUUUAUUAUAGAGUUUAAAAAAAAUACAAAUGUAACAAAAUUAAAAUAUUUUUUGUUAACAUUAAAAUUACUGUUUACGAAUAAUAUGAGAAAUCGUGGUAAUGCAGCUAAAUCUCACGUACUACUACAAUCACUACGAUCAGUGCCAUUUAUAACUAUGAAUUGUCGCGACGUUACUAUCACUAUCAAACUAGAAUGAAAAAUAAUAUUAUCAAAAACUAUUUUCUUUAAUUAUCAACAGUAUAAUUAACUCACAAUUUUUUUUUGGACCUAUAAAUUGUUCUAAGUAACCAGUAACCACAUUUUGGUUCCAAGACGACUACAAAAUCACGGUGUAUUAUUGUUGCAAGAAUUUCCUAGCCUAGCGUUACAAGCAAGUCGAUCUGCAAUUAUUAUGACCUACUAACUACAUUUUGUGAUAAUAAGAUAAUUGCGAGGUGUAUCUUCUAUAAUAUUUAUAAUGUCUACAAGUCUUGUUGAAUAUUGAUAAAUACUCUAAUUAUUAAUGACGUUAAUUGUUUUAUACCUUCCUCAUUAAUUUAAAUAUUUUUGUAAGAAUCAAAACUCUCAUGAUUACUCAUUAAUUAAACGAAUUAUUAAUUUAGGUAGGCAUAUGACAUCCGCUUUAUUUUUAUUCCUUUUGUAUACAACGUAAAAAAACUGUUUAGUUUAGUCUAGUAUUGUCCGUUUAGUUUUUCUAAAACCAUAGUCAUAUUAAUGUGAGAAAUAUUUUUUGUUUAAAAUAAUGCUUAUAGUUAAAUAAAAUUUUAUGUUUACCACACUAGUGCCAAUCCUGAUUAUAAAAAAAAAAAAAAAAAAAAAACAUUUUACAAAAAAAUGCGAGUCUGAGAAAAUAUUCAACAUCCAUUCUUGCAUAUUGUUAUACAAAAUACUAGUUUAAAUGUUCCGCAUCUACGAGGCGUCGUGCAACAGCUCAAUUUUUACCAUUUUACUAUUUUUUAUAUCUGUUGUUUUGAUACAUUAUGCCAAUUUCAAGUUAGGUAUUCGAUUUAGAAAAAAAAUCGAGAUAGAUUUAAGUAAAGCGGGUUUUUAAAUAUACGUAAAAAUGUUUACGUUAAACUAAUAGAAUAAAAUGAAGAUAAUUUAAUUUAAUCUGAAAAUGUCACUCCGCUAUAUGUGUUAACUAAAGCUGACGCGUUCACAGUACCCAACCUAAUACAAAUAAACACGGUGUGUUUAAAAAAAAUCAUAUUAUUGUCAUACAUUAAUGCGAACAAAACAACAUCUAAUAAUACGUUAUAAAACAAAGUCUCCAAAAGCUUUGUCUGUAUGUGACCGAUUAUCUGAAAAUCUACUGAACGGUUUUUCGUAAGAUUUUUACUAGAAGAUAGUGCAAUUCUUGAUCAAGAUUUAGGUUAAUAAUACAUAACGGUUUUAUGUAAAUUGACUGAAUUAUAACGAUUACUGUUGAAGUGGUUGCAUGGUUGUAAAAAAUCUCGUGGCUCGGGAUUUAAGCGGGAAAAACUUUGACACACUCAUGUUCACGCGGGCGAAGCCGCAGGCACAUCUAGUCACUCGUAUAUUUUUGACUAUUGAUCAUUGCAUUGCCAUGACGACCGAUAUAUGUUUAUCCACAAAAUACUACACACGCGUAAUGUGAAUGUGCUACGCGCCAGCUUUGGAUUUCUUUAGAUUUAAAUAGGUUUUUAGAUAGAUUCGUUGUCUUCCAAUAAAUAUAUUGUAAAACGCUCUUUUUACAGUAAACAUUAUAUUAGCAAAAUAAUUACAGAAUACAAUUUUAGACAUUCUUUUUGACAACGUCCAACCAGAGAGAAUAAUAAUAGAAUAGUCACCGCGUGACAUAUCUUCUCUUCUGCCAGCCUGCGCGCGCAGCCGAAUACUUCCGGAAACGCCCGAUGUCAUCGGCUAGGCUAGCGGCGCGUAACAAUAUAUACAAACAUCUAAGAACUGAACAAUUAAGGUUGUGAUGUUAGUAAGUUUUUUACUAUUUAAUAAUAAAUUAAGAUAUUUUGUAAAAAAUAUUAAACAGUACAUACCAUAUCUAUUGGACAAGUGAAUAACAUUAAGAAUAAGGAAGUUGUAGGUACCUAUAUAUUCUUUUAUGAAUGGACAACGAUGUUUUAAAUAAAACGCAUUUUUACUUUACAAAUAUAAUAUUUAAACCUAA
Molecule: messenger RNA, 6403 nt
Organism: Manduca sexta (tobacco hornworm)
Lineage: Eukaryota; Metazoa; Arthropoda; Insecta; Lepidoptera; Sphingidae
Product: modular serine protease
Exons: 15
Coding region: 1-2004 (667 amino acids)
Biological process (GO): proteolysis
Cellular component (GO): plasma membrane
Molecular function (GO): serine-type endopeptidase activity; protein binding
Source: RefSeq, a predicted model, not a curated record